CAGAAAACAGACUUUUGUGUACUACUCAAAGACCAGCAUACAGUAGGAGAGGCAACAGGAGAAGCGGGUUGAAGCUUAAAAGCUCCCAUGGAACUUAGCUUUCCUGAGCACCAGGAAUAAACCUUCCUCUGGGCUCUAUUGCUCGCCUCUGCGUUCCCAGUGGCGAAGCUGAUGGAUCGGCUCAUAGUUCGCGUCAAGCGAGGCCUGAAUCUGGCUAUCAGAGAUGCCGCAAGCAGCGAUCCUUACGUUCUCAUCAAAAUGGCCAAUCAGAAAUUGCAGACUCGUGUGGUGGAGAAGAAUAUCAAUCCUGAGUGGGAUGAAGACCUGGCUUUAUCCAUUUCAGAUCCACAUCUUCCAGUCCACCUUUUUGUGUAUGACAAGGACAAAUUUUUUGAUGACAAAAUGGGGAAGGCUGAGUUUGAAGUUAGUCCCUUUCUUGAAGCUGCGAAGAAACGGUUGGAAUUAGAAGGCCUCCAGGAUGGAACAAUCAUCACAACAGUAGAACCCAACCGGCAAAACUGUCUGGCUCAGGAGAGCCAAAUUGUGUGGAAAGAUGGCAAAGUUGUCCAAAACAUGUUUCUUAGACUGAAGAAUGUGGAAUCUGGGGAAGUGGAGCUCCAAUUAUCAAUGGAGAACAUGUUGGGUCUGCUCAGAAUUUGCGUCCAAAGAGGCAUAAAUCUUGCUAUCAGAGAUACCUUCAGCAGAAGCAGUGAUCCUUGUGUUGUUUUCCAAAUGGGCCAGCAGAAAUUGAAGACUCGAGUGGUGAAGAGGAGUCUCAAUCCUGAGUGGAAUGAAGAUUUAACUUUGUGCAUUUCAGAUCCUCCUCUCCCAGUCCAACUUUUUGUGCAUGACACAGACGUGAGUUUUGAUGACAAGCUGGGGGAGGCUGAGUUGGACAUUAAUCCAUUUGUUGAAACUGUUGUGAUGAGUCAGCGGUCCGCAGGUGGCCUCCAGCAUAAUGGAGCUAUCCUUAAAAGAAUAAAACCGAACAGGGAGAACUGUCUGGCUGAAGAGAGCCAAAUUGUGUGGAAAGAUGGCCAACUAGUUCAAGACUUGGUUCUUAGGCUGAAAAAUGUGGAGUCUGGGGAAUUGGAGCUCCAAUUGCAUUGGAUUCACAUUCGUCCUUCCAACAGUCUCUAGCCUGGUUUUCUGCUUCUUGUGGUGUAAAUACUCAGAGUGCUUUCUUUUCUUUACUACUUUUUCUCUUUUAAUUCCCCCUUUUCGCAUUCUAGUAGUUGGAACAUGGUCGGAUGCUCAAUGUGUUUAAGUAGUGAUUUGUCCUGAAAAAGUAUGGCUGUAAUUACUAUGGCUGAAGAUUGAAGAGACUAGCAGUCUGCUGUUUGUAUUGAUGGAAUGCAUUGGAACAGGUUUUCAAGUUUUAUGAUGAUGAUUUAGAAUGUUUUUCCCCCUGAUCUUA
Molecule: messenger RNA, 1417 nt
Organism: Neltuma alba
Lineage: Eukaryota; Viridiplantae; Streptophyta; Magnoliopsida; Fabales; Fabaceae
Product: protein C2-DOMAIN ABA-RELATED 1
Exons: 5
Coding region: 172-1140 (322 amino acids)
Source: RefSeq, a predicted model, not a curated record